AAAUAACAAAAAAUAUACAUGCACUUAAAUUGAAAUUAAACAGGUGCUGCAUAACGGUCGCUUAUCGACUAUCGAUAGCUUCGUACUCCACCAACGCGCAACAGCUGAUUUUUGAGCUGGGCUUAACCGUGAGAGCAGGUUGUGGAAAAGUUAGAAACGGGUUGUUGUUAGUAUAGAAACUUAAAAGCGGAGAAUAGCAUUGGAUACACGCACGUAGAGGCUGUAACCACAAUUAGAAUUUCAAUUAGCAUUCGCUGAGUGCACUCACUGUUUGCAAAUUGUUGAUUUUUGCAGUGCAUGCGCGGGGGUGUGUCAUUGUUGGCAACGAGAGAACGUGAGAAAAAGUAUAAACAAUAAAAGCAAACAUGUCGAUGAGUAAUUUAUCAGUGGACGGCGAGUUCCGUUAUAUUGUUCAAUGGUUUAACGAAUGGAGUGAGCUGCAACGCGACGAUUUUGUGUAUGUGUUUGUGGAGUAUCUAACAAAAGACACGUCUGGGGGCGAUGUCGAUGCUGGAGCGGCAGGCGGCGUCUAUAUGAACGGCGUUGUAAAUGCCCUGGCCACGUCCGGAGUGCAGGACAAGCCUAUGAGUCUAUUUCAAUGCCGCAUUAAACUGUUUCGUCAAUGGAGCCCCAAGUGGCCUAUUGAGUUUAAAGCAAAACUGCAAGAGAAAAUUAACGAACUCGACCCAAAAGUGGGAGAAAAGAUCAUCAAUGAGCUGAAGGGGCCACACUCACUGCACAAUGGCGAUGUCUCUGUUCAUUUAAAUGUAAAUGGAACUAGCGGCAACCGAGAAGACGAAUUGGAACACUUGUCAUCAGAAACAGAAAGAUUGCCAAGCACAAGCGCGCCAGUUGCAGUCACAGUCGCAGUCGCAGCUAACGAUGUUGUUGACCAGACAUUGGGAGUGGACAGUGAUGAUAACCAUUUGGCUGAGGUAUUGCGUCAAGAAACGCCAGUUGAUGACGACGAUCAGCUACAGCUGCAGGUCGCUGCCAAUGAACGCAAUGUUGAUACAAAUAACAUGCAUGCAUCGUCGUCAGCAGUGACAACGAUUGCGGUGAAUGCGACGCCGCCGCAGCCGCAGCCUAACGACGAACCUGUAGAACAGGUCGAGAAUAACGUUUCAGCGAGUGUCAUUGUCUCUGUUACUGCCGCUGCCGGCGCUGAAGUGGUCCCGGUGGCAUAGAUACACAGCUACUUAUGGUCUAAUCGGACAACGAGGCGAACUCAACACGGCAUUAUAAUAAGCCAUUCGAAUUACUGCAUUCCAUAUAAAAUUACAUACAUACAUUCACUAGGCAGUUAGUCUAAAUGUUAAGCUAAUGUGCGAUAUCUGUAUCAAUCAAUUGAGACUUGCUAAAUGCAUUAAUUUUAAGCACUACUUCAGAUCAAAAUAUAUGAGAGCAACAUCAAAAGUUGUCAACUAAUUUGCUCAUC
Drosophila busckii is the source of this 1438-nucleotide messenger RNA. RefSeq lists its product as uncharacterized. The record is from RefSeq and is a predicted model, not a curated record. The coding region runs from base 366 to 1187 and encodes 273 amino acids. The transcript has 2 exons. Lineage: Eukaryota; Metazoa; Arthropoda; Insecta; Diptera; Drosophilidae.